AUGGAUAUCUUAAAAGUAUUCUAUGUUCAGGUUCCUGCAUCUAUAAAUAGUAGACUUUUGGAACAUCAAAGAAUAGGGGUGAAGUUCUUGUAUAACUUGUAUAAGAACAACCAUGGAGGAGUUCUAGGAGAUGACAUGGGUUUGGGGAAGACCAUUCAAUCAAUUGCUUUCUUGGCUGCUGUGUAUGGGAAAAGUUCCGAGUCUGACUUAAUACAUCAAAAGGGAAAAGAAAUAGAGAAGGGCCCUGUACUAAUCAUCUGCCCCAGCUCCGUUAUUCUUAACUGGGAAAGCGAAUUUUCCAAAUGGUCCACAUUUAAAGUCUCUGUUUACCACGGAGCAAAUCGCGAUUUAAUAAUUGACAAACUAAAAGCACGCGGUGUUGAGAUUCUCAUAACAAGCUUCGACACUUUUCGAAUACAAGGAAGCGUUUUGUCGGAUAUCAUGUGGGAGAUUGUGAUUGUCGACGAGGCGCACAAGCUCAAGAACGAAAAGUCGAAACUUUAUUCAGCGUGUCUGAAGAUUCGAACAAUGAAGCGUUACGGUCUUACAGGUACUAUGAUGCAGAACAAAAUAAUGGAAUUAUUUAAUCUAUUCGACUGGGUCGUACCGGGUGGAUUGGGAUCACGCGAACAUUUUAGAGAAUUUUACGACGAACCUCUCAAGCACGGUCAGAGGUCAACUGCUCCCGAACAAUUCGUGAGAGUUGCCGAAGAGCGCAAACAGCACUUAGUGUCGGUUCUGCAGAAAUAUAUGCUUAGAAGGACAAAAGCGGAAACGAUAGGGCAUCUUAUGAUGGGGAAGGAAGAUAACGUUGUGUUUUGUGCUAUGAGCGAGUUUCAAAAACGGGUUUAUCAGAGGACACUGCUUUUGCCGGAUAUCCAAUGCCUUGUUAACAAGGACCUUCCAUGUAGUUGUGGAAGCCCUCUCAAACAAGUCGAGUGUUGCAAAAGAAUAGUUCCGGAUGGUUCUAUUUGGCCUUAUCUUCAUAAGGACAAUCCGGAAGGUUGUGAUUCUUGCCCCUUUUGCUUGGUUCUCCCUUGCUUGGUUAAACUCCAACAGUUAAGCAAUCACCUGGAGCUUAUAAAGCCUAAUCCAAAAGAUGAUCAAGAUAAACAAAGAAAAGACGCAGCAUUUGCUGCAGCUGUAUUUGGUACUGAUGUUGAUUUAGUUGGAGGUAGUUCCCAGAACGACAGUUUCAUGGGCAUGAGUGAUGUUAAGCACUGUGGGAAAAUGCGAGCUUUGGAGAGAUUAAUGCACUCUUGGAUUUCUAUGGGUGACAAGAUUCUUCUCUUCAGUUAUUCAGUCAGAAUGCUGGAUAUACUUGAAAAGUUCAUUAUACGUAAAGGCUAUAGCUUUUCAAGACUUGAUGGUUCCACUCCAACUGGUCUGCGUCAAUCUCUCGUCGAUGACUUCAACUCAAGUCCAAGUAAACAGGUGUUCCUCAUUUCAACUAGAGCUGGUGGGCUUGGGCUAAAUCUUGUGGGUGCGAACCGGGUUGUAAUAUUUGACCCGAAUUGGAACCCUGCUCAGGAUAUGCAGGCACAAGACCGGUCAUUUAGAUUUGGUCAGAAACGGCACGUAACUGUUUUUCGUCUUCUUGCUGCUGGUUCUCUUGAGGAACUUGUUUACACGAGGCAAGUAUAUAAGCAGCAGCUUUCAAAUAUUGCUAUUUCUGGCACAAUGGAAAAACGAUAUUUUGAAGGUGUACAGGAUUGCAAGGAGUUUAAGGGUGAGCUAUUUGGCAUCUCUAAUUUGUUCCGUGACCUUUCUAACGAGCUCUUCACUAGUGAGAUUGUAGAAUUCGGCGAGAAGCAAAACCAUAGCAAUCAUUGUGCAAAGCUCGAUUUGACUGAUUUUGGAAUCUCUUUUGAUUCUCACGAGAACGAAAUAAGUGCUUCUGAACUUAGUGAGCCCAAAGAUAAGAGAGAAACAAGAGUGAAUCCAAUUCUUGAAGAUCUAGGUGUUGUAUAUGCUCAUCGAAAUGACGAUAUAGUCAACUUUGGAUCUCGGAUUGUAGAAGGAAAAGCGGUCGAACAUUUGAAGGAAGAUGAAGAGAGAAAAGAACCAGAUAAUACAAGCGGUGCAGUUUCAGCGAAGGAGAACUGCGAUGAUUCAUCGAAGAGAAGAAAAACCGAACAAUGUAGCCUUCUUGCACUGCUGAUGGGUAUGGACGAGGUUGAACUAAACAAAUUAUUACUUUCGGAACCUCCUUCGUAGGGUCAACUUAUUUGAUAUAUUGUGUGUGUAUAGUGUGUGUAUAUAAUGUCAUGGAUAUUGAGAUAUACAUGUAAUGUAUAUAGUGUAAAUGUGUUUCUUAUAUUUGAUUUUUUUUUUUCUUCUAAAA
Molecule: messenger RNA, 2344 nt
Organism: Erythranthe guttata (spotted monkey flower)
Lineage: Eukaryota; Viridiplantae; Streptophyta; Magnoliopsida; Lamiales; Phrymaceae
Source: RefSeq, a predicted model, not a curated record